AUGUCUAACAGCGAGUACUUUGAGGAACAGAUUCCGGGUCAACCGAUCAUCAACAAUUCGCAGAUGGCACUGGCGGGUGCUCGUCCGCAAGGAACCUUGGGAACCCCAAUCACAAUGUUGACGAAUCAUUUUUUAAUGACCAUCCCGCCUGACCUUGUGGUUUUUCACUAUGACGUGGAGGUGAAUUUCGCAAGAGGGAAAAUCAGGGAGUCGCUGACAGAUCGGGGUACUGAAUGUCGUCAAAGGCGAAUGCACGACCGGCUGGAAUCGCGCGAAGAGUGCUUUGUGCUUUACAAGGGAUUAUACGCUAAAUAUCCGAAGAUCUUUAGCAGUGACAGAAGAUUCGAAAUCUUUUACGACGGAAGAAAAAACCUGUUUUCUCUGAGCCAGCUAGACAUCAGUAAAGCCCAUCCGUUUACGGCCAUGUUUCGAAAGCCCAACGGCGAUGAGGCAACGUUUAAGGUCACACCUUGCGAUCCGUUGACUGUUAACGCGUCUGACAUCAUCAGUGGAUUUGCUGGCAAUUUCAUUGACUUCGAUCGAAGCGCGUUGCAGGUGCUCGACGUGAUCACAAGCAUGAAGCUGAAUCUGAAUCUUGGAAAAGAAGAGUACAUGCAGUUCGGACCGUUCUAUUUUACGAGUUUGAUCACACAGCCUUUCGGAGCCGGAAUGCAGAUUUACGAUGGCUUGUUCAAGUCCAUCAGACCGCUAACUGGUAGUUCAGCUAUUGCUGAGCGAUACGUGCUUACGCUCAACAUUGACACUAGAAAAGCUCCGUUUUUCGCUGCUCAAGAUAUGCUCACCACCAUCUGCGAAGUACUGAAGCUCUCUGCCGUACCUACCGGUCCAUUGGCUUCCUAUCAACUCCAAAUUUUGAAUCACUUUUUGAAAGGGUUGAAGGUUAAGGCUUUGCAUACAAAACAAGCAUUCAAAAUUACUGGAAUAUCGCCGAAGACUUCGAAUACUUACGAAUUUGCGGUUGAUGAUGAACAUAGAGUAACGGUAACGAACUACUUCAAGGAAAAAUAUAACAUUAAACUAAAGUUCGUGAACCUUCCUGUAGUGUUGAAAGGUCGUUCUGCUUUUCCCAUGGAAGUCCUCCAGAUACGGCCAUAUCAAAAAAUUGCUUUAAGCCGCCUGACCGUCGAAGAUCAAGCGGCUUUCAUUAGAGCUAACUCGCUUGUUCCUUAUGACCGUAUGCAAGCCAUCAUGCGCAAGUUAUACAUAGAAGAGAGUCACAACCUUGAUGCACCUUUCUCAGUGGACAUCGACCGGCGGCCUUUCGGUUCAGUUGCACUUCGAGCCGAAGACGUGAUGGGCAUCAUGCAAUAG
This is a messenger RNA of Soboliphyme baturini, 1332 nucleotides long. NCBI's taxonomy places the organism in Eukaryota, Metazoa, Nematoda, Enoplea, Dioctophymatida, Soboliphymatidae. The record is from the annotation of a GenBank genome assembly.